Molecule: messenger RNA, 1442 nt
Organism: Megalops cyprinoides (Indo-Pacific tarpon)
Lineage: Eukaryota; Metazoa; Chordata; Actinopteri; Elopiformes; Megalopidae
Product: dehydrogenase/reductase SDR family member 13-like
Exons: 5
Coding region: 98-1054 (318 amino acids)
Source: RefSeq, a predicted model, not a curated record
AGCGUUCGCAUCCUUGGCAAGUGCAGGCACAUUCGUGGCUCUUGAGAGCACAGGAAGAGCACGGCACCUGCGAACAGAUUGUUCCCGCGUUGAGAUCAUGUUAAUGUUAUUUGUUGCAGCUGCGACUGUGGUCGGCGUUUAUGUCAUCUUGGUUGAAACCCUCUUUAAGAGAUCUCAGUGUAGAAGCUUUACAGCAAUGGCUGGGAAGACUGUGAUUAUUACGGGGGGCAACACGGGCAUAGGAAAGGCCACUGCUCUUGAUCUGGCCAGGAGAGGAGCGAGGGUUAUCCUGGCCUGCCGCAACCAGCAGAAAGCAGAGGCUGCCAUCGGCGAUAUCAGGAGGGAGAGUGAAGUUGCCGAUGUGGUGUACAUGCAGCUGGACCUUGCGAGUCUGAAGUCUGUGCGCUCCUUCACUGACACCUUCCUGAAGACUGAGCCCAGACUGGACCUGCUCAUCAACAAUGCGGGCUUGGUAGCUGAUGGGCGCACCGAGGAUGGCUUCGGGAUUGAGUUCGGUGUCAAUCACCUAGGCCACUUCCUUCUGACCUGUCUGUUAUUGGACCGCCUGAAGGAAGGAGGUGGCGGACGUGUGGUCACAGUGUCCUCCAUGGCCUACCGCUGGGGCAAAAUAGACUUUGAGGCCCUCAUUACCAAAAAAGACCUGGGCACUGGGAGAUACAGCUGGCAGUUUUUCCAGGCCUACUGCAACAGCAAGCUCUGUAACAUCCUCUUCACUCAUGAGCUAGCCAAGAGGCUAAAGGGUACCAAUGUCACCUGCUACAGCGUUCACCCAGGGAUUGUGAGAACGGAGCUAUCGCGGAAUGUCAGCUUGUGGCAGAAGGUGUUCAUUGAGCCAGUGGCCAGAAUGUUGUUCCUGGAUCCGGAGGCCGGUGCCCAGACCACCUUGUACUGCGCCCUCCAGGAGGGCAUCGAGCACCUGAGCGGGCGCUACUUUGCUUGCUGUGCAGUGCAGGAGGUGUACGCCAAGGCCAGAGAUGACGCCGUCGCCAGGAAGCUGUGGGAGGUCAGCGAGAGAUUGAGCGGCCUGGUUUGAGCACUCGCUGACACCUGCCCUUGUAGAUCGGGGAUGCAGAGAUGGGACUGCCACUCACACUCUGCUUGUGUCAUUUUGGAAAUGGCUAUAUUUUCAGACUGCAUUUGACACCUUCAGAUGCCUUGCCUUUCCCUGCCUAUGUAACUGAAUGUACCCUCAGUGAAAUGCUUGAAAGUGUCAUUGAAUUCUAAUGAAUUUAGCUGGAUGUUUUGCGAGGGAAGAGUGCUGUUUGAGAACAAUGGUUCAUUGUACACAUUAAAUGCACAGUCAGAGUACCCAUACUAUGUGUCAUGAAAAAGCAUCGAAGGGCCAAAACUCCUUGGCAAACACAUCAGUAAUGUAUAUAAAUUUAUCAUUUUGCUUUAUAAGAAUAAAUGAUUGCAAAUGA